Dermacentor silvarum is the source of this 715-nucleotide messenger RNA. RefSeq lists its product as uncharacterized. The record is from RefSeq and is a predicted model, not a curated record. The transcript has 6 exons. NCBI's taxonomy places the organism in Eukaryota, Metazoa, Arthropoda, Arachnida, Ixodida, Ixodidae. Bases 139 to 594 code for a protein of 151 amino acids.
AAGGCGGCCAGAAAUUUACGGGUCGCCGCUACUAGGCACGGACGCGGGUGUGAGCGGAUCGUGACGGAAGGAACCGGAGGACAGCGGGACAGCUGGACAGCCGGAAACCGCUCGCCUGUCAUCCGCGUCCGGCGCACAAUGGCGAAGGAGAUGAGGUGGCCACGGCGGCGGGUUCCGGUGCUGGGAAGACUUCCUGCUCUCGUGCUGCUCACGGGACUCGCUGUCACUGUAGUCCGAGGACAGAACGCAGGGGCAUCAGACCCGUGCUGGUACGGCAACUACGCGGAGUGCCAGGCGAGCUGCUCGCGGUACUACGGCGCCGGAGGACGCUGUCGGGGCUACCAGUGCGUGUGCACUCCGUCCACCAUGUUCCCAGGAUACCCUCCGCAGUUGGGACCACAGGUGCCACCACAGAUGGGACCACAGAUGGGACCGCAGCCUGGUUUUGGAAGCCGCAUGAGCGAGGAAAUGAGAGAAGUGCCUUGCCUGUCGGGUAACCCCAGGUGCGAGCAGUUCUGCGUUCAGCACACGGGAUAUGGCGGCACCUGCCACGGACAAGCCUGCAAGUGCUACGCCCUUACCAGGCCAUCGUGAAGCAGCAUGUUGAAGAGGAAGAUUUGCUUCCGGACGAUGACAGCGGCAGCAUAGCCUGGAGGCCCGCAUUCAACAACUCCCGGACGUUAAGGCUCGUAAGAAAAAUAUUAAAGGCCCUCCA